AUGCAGCAAGGUGACGCGCUGCCCACAAUCGUAAAAGAGAUAACCCAGUUGCAGAUCGAGCGAUACGCGGACGCGGCAGGCGAUCAUAAUCCCAUUCAUUUGGAUGCGGACUUCGCGACCGGAGUGGAGUUUGGUGGCUCGACUCUCGACGGCACAAUUGCACAUGGUAUGAUGAUACUCGCGUCUAUAUCCGAGAUGCUCACAGUUGCAUUCGGUGAGGACUGGCUUAAUGGUGGCAAGCUGAAGGUGCGGUUUCGCGGGCCUGUCUAUCCCGGCGAAACCAUAACGGCAAACGGGAAUGUUAAGAAAGUAAACGAACUAGACGGCUUCAGCGAACUGACUUGCACCGUUGGCGUUCGCAAGGACAAUGGAGAUACGGCAAUCAGCGGCGACGCGAUUGUGCGUAUUGCGUGCAGUGGCUUACGCCACGGGAGAGAUUAA
This is a messenger RNA of Geodia barretti, 441 nucleotides long. The record is from the annotation of a GenBank genome assembly. Lineage: Eukaryota; Metazoa; Porifera; Demospongiae; Tetractinellida; Geodiidae.